Peniophora sp. CBMAI 1063 is the source of this 684-nucleotide messenger RNA. The record is from the annotation of a GenBank genome assembly. NCBI's taxonomy places the organism in Eukaryota, Fungi, Basidiomycota, Agaricomycetes, Russulales, Peniophoraceae.
AUGUACAACUCCUACGCACCGUCUCCUGGACUUCAUCACUCGCAUAGCAGUUCCUCGCGUUAUUCGCGUUCGACGCCUGCUCCGGGUGGCUACGGCCAGCAGGCGCCAGGGUACGGCGCGCCAUACCAGCAACAACAAUAUCAUGGCCCUCCUCCUGGGGCCGAUCCUCAGCUUUGGCAGUGGUUCAACGCCGUAGAUGCCGAUCGCUCCGGUGCCAUAUCGGUAAACGAACUGCAGAGCGCUCUGGUGAACGGCAACUGGUCAAAGUUCGACCUCGAUACCGUCAAGAUGCUCAUGAACAUCUUUGACACUGACAGGAGUGGGAGCAUCGGUUUCAACGAGUUCUCUGGCCUGUGGAAGUACAUUUCCGACUGGCAAAAUGUCUUCCGACACUUCGACAGGGAUCGCUCUGGUUCUAUUGACGGGGUGGAGUUGGCGGAGGCCCUGCGUAGCUUUGGCUACAACCUUUCGCCUAGUAUAUUGACGCUGAUUGAGCAAAAAUACGCCGCUGGCCCUUCGUCGGGGUACGGACCGCCGCCCGGUAUCACCUUUGACCGCUUCGUCCGCGCUUGCGUUGCUGUGAAGACGCUCACGGAGGCCUUCCAACGCCAAGACACGGACCGGGACGGAUGGGUAACUGUGAACUACGAAGACUUCAUGAAGAUCGUCUUGCACGCUCCCUAA